Messenger RNA from Thrips palmi, 1410 nucleotides. RefSeq lists its product as uncharacterized. The transcript is spliced from 2 exons. Bases 141 to 1301 code for a protein of 386 amino acids. The record is from RefSeq and is a predicted model, not a curated record. NCBI's taxonomy places the organism in Eukaryota, Metazoa, Arthropoda, Insecta, Thysanoptera, Thripidae.
CGCCCGCCGCAGUGGAGAGCGCGGCCCACGUCGCCAAGUAGUGCAGGCGCAUUCGCGGCCCGACCGCCCUAGCGUGCGAAGGCGUUUGCUUGCGCUGCCGAUCACGUCAUCAUCCAACCGAAAAAGUUUUCUCUCUGACGAUGAAGCUCUCCCUGGUGCUGGUGUUGGCGCUGGCCUGCCUCGCGGCCGCCGGGCCCCACUCCGGGGCCAACGGUGACUCCGGGCCCCUCCACCACAGGCCCCGCCGCUUCCUGCUCGGCUGGGACGCCGCCGACUCUUUCUUCCACAACGUCGCCGCCGAGGUGCACCGGGCCUGGGCCGCGUCGGCCAGGUGGAUCAGGCACUUGGUGUUCUGGGCGCGCCACCACCCCGAGAGCAGCACAGUGUACCGCUUGCGGGUGCCCCACGGCGGCGGCGUCGUGGCGGUCAUCAACGCCGGCGGCCAGAACGGAGGCGAGCACCACCAGCACGGCGAGCACCACCAGCACGGUGACAAACCCCACCGCCACCACAGCGCCCUUGUCUGGGACGGUAAGAAGCUGUCCUGGCAGCACUCCGACGUCCACAGCAAGAACGACAAGACGGCCUCGGGCAAGUUCGUCACCGUGGCGCACGCGGGCGUCACGCAGAAGCUGCCGCUCGCCCUGCUCGCCAAGUACCUCUCGCACGUGCCCGCCGGCAGCCACAUCAACGUGGACAUCCGGGGCUCGUCCUGGCACAACCUGCGGAUCGUGCUGCGCGUCAUCGGCCGCCACGGCGAGAACAAGAAGAAGAGCGUGUCUGUGCUGCUGUCCACCGUGCUGAAGCACAUCAAGGAGCACCUCAAGCACCACAAGUCCUCCGAGGCCCACUCCAAGAAGGCGUCCAAGAAGUCGUCCAAGCUGCGCUGGGACGGCCACCAGCUGCAGUGGGCUGGCGUCCACCUCGGCGGCAAGCACGUCCGCCGCCAGCUCCGCGUCACGCAGGGUGGCGUGUCGCAGGUCGUGCCGUUCUCCGUGCUCGCCAAGCACCUCAAGACCAUCCCCGCCAACAGCGACAUCAGCUUCGAGAUCACCGGGCACACGCUGAAGGACCUGCGCGUGCUGCUCCACGUCCACAACGUCCACGGCGUCAAGAAGCACACCAUCUCGCUGCUCGUGUCCAAGCUUGUCAAGGAGGCCGAGGCCAGCAAGCACGGCGCCUCCGCUAAGAAGAGCGGCCCGGUGCUGGCCCGCGUCGAGCUCAAGCACCCCAAGAAAAGCAAUGAGGGCAAGAAGAAGUACACCGAGUCCGUGCCCGUCGCGCAGGCUCAGCAGGUUUGAGACACGCCACUGUUACUCGUGUCACUUGAUGAGAGUAUUUUUUAACGCUACAUGAGUGCUGACAAUACUUUUUAAGACUAAUGAUGAAGAAUAAAUGAUUUUCUCUCAG